AUGACUUUUACGAGAGACACAAAUAUUCCAUUUUCAAGGGAUUCACUUGAACAAUUGUUGAAAAGAAGAUUCUUUUACGCACCAUCAUUUGAAAUCUAUGGUGGUGUAGCAGGUCUUUUUGACUUUGGUCCUCCAGGAUGUGCUUUCCAAAAUAACAUUAUUGAUGUAUGGAGAAAACACUUCAUUUUGGAAGAAGAGAUGUUGGAAGUUGAGGCCACUAUGUUGACUCCGCAUGAUGUGUUCAAAACAUCUGGUCACGUUGAUAGAUUUACCGAUUGGAUGUGUAAAGACUUGAAAACUGGUGAGAUUUUUAGAGCUGACCACUUGGUUGAGGAAGUUUUGGAGUCAAGAUUGAAAGGAGACAAAUUGGCAAGAGGUGAAACAAUUAAGGAAGAAGAAGAAGACGAGGAUAAGAAAAAGAGAAAGAAGAAAGUUAAGGAGAUAAAAAAUGUUAAAUUGGAUGACGAAGUCGUUAAAGAGUACGAAAACAUUUUGGCUCAAAUCGAUGGUUAUUCAGGAGAACAAUUGGGUGAAUUGAUUACUAAAUACAACAUUACAAACCCAACUACCGGUGGUAAAUUAGAACCCCCUAUCGAAUUCAACUUGAUGUUUGACACUGCUAUUGGACCAUCUGGUAACUUGAAGGCAUAUUUGAGACCAGAGACUGCCCAAGGUCAAUUCCUUAACUUUAGCAAGUUGUUGGAGUUCAACAAUGAGAAAAUGCCAUUUGCCUCUGCAUCUAUUGGAAAAUCUUUCCGUAAUGAGAUUGCACCAAGAGCAGGAUUGUUGCGUGUUCGUGAGUUCUUGAUGGCUGAAAUUGAACAUUUUGUUGAUCCAGAAAACAAGUCCCACCCCAAGUUCCAAGAUGUAAAAGAUGUCAAGUUGAGAUUUUUACCCAAGGAUGUGCAAGAAGCAGGUUCUAGUGAGUUAAUCGAAAAAACUGUUGGCGAAGCAGUUGCUUCUGGAAUGGUUGACAACGAGACCUUGGGUUAUUUCAUAGCCAGAAUCUAUGCGUUCUUGGUGAAAAUUGGUACCGACCCAAGCAGAUUGAGAUUUAGACAACACAUGUCAAACGAGAUGGCACAUUAUGCUUCAGACUGUUGGGAUGCCGAAUUGCAAACCUCCUAUGGAUGGAUCGAGUGUGUUGGUUGUGCAGACAGAUCUGCAUAUGAUUUGUCAGUUCAUGCUGCUCGUACUGGUGAAAAAUUAGUUGCCAGACAGAUGUUGAGUGAGCCACGUACUGUUGAAGAGUAUGAAAUUGAGCUUCAAAAGAAAAAAUUUGGACCUAAAUUUAGAAAAGAUGCUGGAACAGUUGAGAAAUGGCUUACUUCAAGAACUCAAUGUGAGCUCGAAGACUUGAGUAAAGAGUUGCAAGAGAAUGGCAAAAUAACUGCUUCAAUUAAAGGGGUUGAAGGAACUGUGGAAUUGGACUCUGACCUCAUCAAGAUUGCCAAGGUCAAGAGAACUGAGCAUGUUAGGGAAUAUAUUCCAAAUGUUAUCGAGCCUUCUUUUGGUAUUGGACGUAUCUUAUACUCCGUCUUUGAACACCAAUACUGGGCUAGAAAAGAUGAAGCAGAAAGAGGUGUCUUGUCGUUGCCACCUCUUGUUGCCCCCACCAAGGUGCUUAUCGUGCCACUUUCCAAUAGCGCUGAGUUGCAACCAAUGGUGAAGAAAGUGUCCACCAUUUUAAAGAAGGAGAAAAUCCCAUUCAAGAUUGAUGAUUCAGGUGCUUCGAUUGGUAAGAGAUACGCUAGAAAUGAUGAGUUGGGUACUCCAUUUGGUAUUACAAUUGAUUUUGAAUCUGUUCAAGAUGAAUCUGUUACAUUAAGAGAAAGAGAUUCAACAAAACAAGUAAGAGGUUCUAUACAGGCUGUUGUCGAUGCCAUUAAAGACAUCACAUACUCAGAUGGUAACUGGAAAGAAGGUACCGCACACCUUGCAGCAUUCAACUCGGAAUAA
Messenger RNA from Lodderomyces elongisporus, 1959 nucleotides. It is a transcript of the gene GRS1, whose product is annotated as glycine--tRNA ligase. The transcript has a single exon. Gene Ontology annotation, cellular component: mitochondrion; cytoplasm. Gene Ontology annotation, molecular function: ATP binding; glycine-tRNA ligase activity. Gene Ontology annotation, biological process: mitochondrial glycyl-tRNA aminoacylation. Bases 1 to 1959 code for a protein of 652 amino acids. NCBI's taxonomy places the organism in Eukaryota, Fungi, Ascomycota, Pichiomycetes, Serinales, Debaryomycetaceae. The record is from RefSeq and is a predicted model, not a curated record.